Exophiala xenobiotica is the source of this 2135-nucleotide messenger RNA. RefSeq lists its product as uncharacterized. The record is from RefSeq and is a predicted model, not a curated record. The transcript has a single exon. Lineage: Eukaryota; Fungi; Ascomycota; Eurotiomycetes; Chaetothyriales; Herpotrichiellaceae. Bases 90 to 2135 code for a protein of 681 amino acids.
UGCAAAUCAGAUCUUGAUUUUCGAGGCCAGACGAGAAAUCAGAGGGUCGAAUCAACCUUGUAACACAGUUUCAGAGACCGAAGGCCAAGAUGCCUUCUCUAUCAGACUUCAGCCUCAAACCUCGGACAUCCAGUCCCAAGCGGACCGCUCAAAAUGACCAAUCAGAAGACCAUUCCCUGGCGACUCUCCUCACACUCGAGCAACGCGCAGAGCUCAGCGUCUUGAUGGCCAAUGUCACAGAGGCCAUGCGGACCGAUCUCAUCAAGUGCUUUGACGAGCGACCACGACCAUCCACCACCAAAGAGACUGCCAACCCAGACAGUACAGAGACUGCCAACCCGGAUACUAAAGAGGUUGACCUAUCGAAACUCAACCUCGAUGACCCCGGCGUGGCCAGCCAAGAUGCCGAAAUCCAAGCCCUGCAACAAGAGCAGAGAGAAGCGGCGAAACGUGAAGAAGAAGCCACCCUAUCCGCCACUCCACAAUCCCAAGCCCUCAAGAAAUCAGCCCUCGAGUUCUUCGACACAUGGUCCGAAAGCGUCAUCCUGAGAGUAGGCGAGGUGGUCAAUUCUCGUGACGAACGCCAGCAGCAGCAACAGCAGCAGUCUCGCAAACCACCUCCCCAACCUGCUGCACAACAAUACACCCCUAACGAGCGCGAAAAGGCGGCAGACGCUCGGUUCGCCGUCAUCUAUCCUCCCAUUCCAACACCGUUGGCGAACCUAAGCCACAUCGAACGUUCGACCAUCCUCAACGCCAUCUUGCUUCUCCUUCUCAGUCUAGAGACAUACCGCGCUCACUCACGCACGCUGAUGCUGCGUCUGGCUUCGUCGUUGCACAUCUCAGUCGGCGAAGUGAGCAAAAUGGAAAAGGACACCGCGUACGGCCUUCUUGUCGCCGCGAGUAAGAUGGACGCCGGUGACUCCGCGUCCGCGGCACAAAAGGCCAGCGCCACUGCACGGAAGUGGAAAGUCGGACUGGCCAGCGUCGCGGGCGCUGCACUUAUCGGCGUCACGGGCGGCUUGGCGGCACCUCUUGUUGCAGCCGGCGUGGGCGGAUUGUUGGGCGGUCUGGGUCUCGGCGCGACGGCAGCAGCGGGGUAUCUGGGCGCACUGGCGAGCAGCGGCGUUCUCGUGGGCGGCCUGUUCGGCGCGUACGGAGGUCGCAUGACGGGCCAGAUGAUGGACAAGUAUGCGAGAGAGAUUGAAGAUUUCGCAUUUCUCCCCGUGCGCUGUUCGGUCGGUGACAGCGAGGAGAAGCAGCAAGAAAGACGGCGGCUGAGAGUCACGAUCGGCAUCACGGGCUGGUUGACCAAGGAGGAAGAGGUCAAAUCGCCCUGGCGCGUCCUAGGUGACGCCGGCGAAGCCUUCGCCUUGCGGUGGGAAUUACAAGCGCUGCAGAAUUUGGGCAAUGCAUUGCUGAACUUCGUCACGAGUAAGGCGUGGUCAUAUCUGAAGAAAGAAAUCAUCAAGAAGACCGUGCUGGCCGGGCUGUAUUCCGCGCUGAUGGCGCCGCUGGGUAUCUUGAAAGUGGCAAAGCUGGUCGACAGCCCGUUCGGGAUCGCCAAGUUGAGAGCGAUGAAGGCCGGCGAAGUGCUGGCCGAUGCGCUGAUCAACAAGGCCCAGGGCGAGCGACCGGUCAGUCUCGUCGGCCAUUCUCUCGGCGCCAGAGUGAUAUAUUCCUGUCUGCUGGCGCUCGCGCGGCGACAAGCGUUCGGCCUGAUCGACAGUGUGGUGCUCAUGGGCGCGCCCGUCCCGAGCGACGAUGAGGUCUGGCGCUCGAUGAGGAGCGUCGUCAGUGGGCGCUUGGUCAACGUCUAUUCCACGAACGACUACAUUCUGGCUUUCUUGUACCGUACGAGCAGUGUGCAGCUCGGCAUCGCCGGCUUACAGGAGAUCAGUAGCGUCUAUGGAGUGGAAAACUACGACAUGAGCCGAGACGUCACGGGCCAUUUGAAGUACCAGAACAUGGUGGGCAAGAUUCUGGCCGAAGUAGGCUGGACCGAUAUCGACGAGGAUGCCCUACAACGUGAACAGAUUCUUCUGCAACAGAUGGAAGCACAAGAGAUGGAGCAGGAAAAGCAAAACGACAAAGAAGAUGUUGAUGAGAAAAAGCCUGCUCUUCCACCUAGGUGA